GCAUUCCUGAACAGUUUUGUAGUGUGGAAUUGCACAUUUUCCUGCUGAAAGAGAACAAUGCCCAGAGCAUCACACUGUGUCUGAUGGCUUGCCUCUUCCUAUGGCGCAUCUUUAUGCCAUCUCCUCCUAAGAUUUCUUACGAAACUUACCAGAUAAAUCUGUAAUGGGGGGAGUAAAACAAGAGCAGAGCGAUGGUCCUGGAUCAAAAGGUUUUCAUCAUUCAGACUUAACACAGGAAGAAAACAAUAAUUCACUUAAUGCACAGCCUGUAAAGAAGCGUGGCUGGCCCAAAGGUAAAAAGAGGAAGAAGGUUCUACCCAAUGGCCCUAAGGCUCCAGUGACUGGGUAUGUACGCUUUCUGAAUGAAAGACGGGAACACAUACGUGCCUUGCACCCUGACCUCCCUUUCCCUGAAAUUACCAAGAGGCUCGGGGCAGAGUGGAGCCGCCUAGCUCCUCAUGACAAACAGCGUUACCUGGAUGAAGCGGAGCGGGAAAAAGUGCAGUAUGCACGGGAGUUGAAGGAGUACCAGAAGAGUGAAGCCUUCCAGAUCACCAGUGCCAAGAUCCAAGACAAAAGAAUUAAAAAAGAGGAGUUAACAUCUGUUAUUAUAAACGCCAAUAGUUCAGGAACAGCAACUAUUAAGAGUUCAGAGUUUUCCAACAGAUUUGAUGUGCCUAUUUUUACAGAGGAAUUCCUAGAUCAAAACAAAGCACGAGAGGCAGAGCUUCGGCGGCUGCGGAAGGCCAACGUAGAGUUUGAGGAGCAGAACACCAUGCUGCAGAAGCACAUAGCUGACAUGUUCAGUGCUAAGGAACGUUUGGAGGCCGAAUUGGGUCAGGAUGAGCUGCGCACACAGGCUCUGCACCGCCGCUUGCAGGCUAUAAAGCAGACUUUAGUUACCAGUUUGGGUUCCGUGCCCCUGCCAGGCACAGGUGAGACGCCCUCUUUUGGAACUCUCGACACUUAUCUAAGCCGUUUAAGCAGUGCAUUGGAGAGCAGUCCUCAUGAGCACCGUGGCCUGCUGCUCAAACUCCAAGAUCUGCUGGCUCACUUAGACAGUGAGAAACUUUGAGAAACGUUUGCAGCUGUGCUGUAUAUGAAAUUGAGGUGUUCACAUAAUCAUCUACCAUCAUCAUGAAGACCGGAUUACCCAAAAAUCUGAAGGCAAAUCUCUGUUUUUUUCAUGGUGUGCCAUAGUAUAUGACUGUCUAAUUAGACAUUGUUGGCCAUUAAGGUGCUAUUGGCAUGGUAGAUCUUUAAUUGUUAAAUGUCAUUAAAUGUUUUUUAUUUCUCAGUUUGAUAUAUAUUUUUUUGUUUUGUCUGUUGCUUCAUACCUAAAGCAGUCUUUUAUUCUUAUUUUUAUGACUCAUUGCUGUGGAUUUAAACAAUGCCUAUUUAAUAACAGUUGUUCAUUUGUCAUUCCAGAAAUGUAAAUCAUUUUCCACUGACUGAUUGCUUGUAUGUAAAGAAAUUGCAGUAUUUAGGGCAAAUUAUUGUUAUGAAACUUUUCCUGAAUGUGAUUUUACAUUAUAAUAAUUGUGUAUUUGAAAAGAAACAUCUUGAGAUAGGUACUGGGAAGCUGAAUCAGGGAAUGUUUUAAAUUAAACUGUUCUUAUUUUUACUCUGUUAAAUGUUUACUCUGUAAACAGGUUUUCUGUAAAGUGUCAGUGUAUAUUUGCAAAAAUCUUCAUAAAUGUAUGCUGCAUCAUAUGUUGCAGUGUCUUAAAAUGCAAUAAAAUAGAUAUACAAUA
This is a messenger RNA of Clarias gariepinus (North African catfish), 1754 nucleotides long. It is a transcript of the gene hmg20b, whose product is annotated as high mobility group 20B. Bases 164 to 1075 code for a protein of 303 amino acids. Gene Ontology annotation, biological process: regulation of gene expression. Lineage: Eukaryota; Metazoa; Chordata; Actinopteri; Siluriformes; Clariidae. The transcript has 10 exons. Gene Ontology annotation, cellular component: nucleus. The record is from RefSeq and is a predicted model, not a curated record.